CAGCCAAAUGUGAAUUCCAAGCGCACUUGCCGUUCGGGUCGGCUGGCACGUGCGACGCGCGCUCCCUUUUGUCGAGCAAGAAGACGUGCACGAGCCUGAAGUGCUCACAGCUGUGCUCCGCUCCAAAGUGAAGACGACGCGCAAGAACAAGGUGACAAGAAAACAAAACGCACAAGAACAACAAAGUAGACGACUAGCCUUUUCUUCAACGACUUUCCUCGGUGAAGUUUCCUUUUCUGCUGGCGGCGCCCCUUUGCUCUUGAGGCUGUGGCAUGAGCCUAUGUGGCAGGAAGGCGCUGACGUUGCUGAGCAGCGUGUUCGCUGUUUGCGGCCUGGGCCUGUUGGGCAUCGCCGUAAGCACCGAUUACUGGCUCUACCUGGAGGAAGGUGUCAUCCUUCCACUCAACCAGAGCACCGAGAUACGCAUGUCCCUCCACUCUGGCCUCUGGAGGGUUUGUUUCCUGGCUGGGGAGGAGAAAGGUCGCUGUUUUACCAUUGAAUAUGUGAUGCCCACUAAAGUCCAGAUGACUUCAGAGUCCACUGUCAGUGUCCUGAAGAUGAUCCGUUCGGCCACACCUUUCCCACUGGUCAGCCUCUUCUUUAUGUUCAUUGGUUUUGUGCUCAGCAACAUUGGCCAUAUUCGACCACAUCGCACCAUCCUGGCCUUUGUUUCGGGAAUCUUCUUCAUCUUAUCAGGUCUGUCCCUGGUGGUUGGUCUGGUCUUGUACAUCUCAAACAUCAAUGAUGAAAUGUUGAAUAGGACCAAAAGCAACGAGGCCUACUUCAGCUAUAAGUACGGAUGGUCGUUUGCCUUUGCUGCCAUCUCUUUCCUCCUCACUGAGACGGCCGGCGUGAUGUCCGUGUACCUGUUUAUGAAGCGCUACACAGCGGAGGAGAUGUACCGGCCCCACCAGGGCUUCUACCGGCCUCGCCUCAGCAAUUGCUCCGAUUACUCGGGGCAGUUCCUCCAUCCGGAUGCUUGGGCUAGCCGCGGCCGCAGCCCCUCGUCCAUCUCCUCCGAGGCUUCUCUCCAGAUGAACUCCUCCAACUACCCCGCCCUCCUCAAGUGUCCUGAAUACGAACAGAUGUCCUCCUCGCCCUGCUGAAGCAAACAACCACCAGAGAAACUCAUACUGACGACAAAGGAAGAACCUGUGACACAGCAUCCUGCCUCCCUCAUCAUGACCACCUCUUCAAAGCUUAUUAACAGCUAUGUAUAGUAUUCACAUAGCUGCAAAAUACAAACACUUAAAGACAUGACAAAUUAUUACAAUUGUUUGGAUAUGGUAAAUGACUACUUAGGUGGUGCUACUUUUGGUAGCUGAUGCAGUGUCCUGUUCAGAAUCGGGUGAAGCAGCAGAAGUGCGACCCUCUGAGAAGGCACCGGAUGUUGAGACUGUCUCGCGGAGUGUUGCAUGUAUGGUGGUCGUCGCUGCAAAUGGAGGAGCGGAAGGUGGAGAAAGUGGAGCAGUUUUAUUGGGGUGUGUGAUUCCAUAAUCUUGCAACAUGUGAAUGUAAGAAAUCCAAAAAGGAGAAAAAAAACUGUUGAAUGAUGAUUUUACAGCAUCAAUUCGACUUGAAUUGUAAAUAUAAUAUUUUUGUAAUUUCUACCCUUAUGAUGAUACAAUAUUCCGGCCAGAAUAUUCCAAAAAGGCCUGUGCCAAGGAAGAUAUUUGAAACGGUUAAACGGACUGAAAAUCAACGUUUCAUGCAGCGUUAAGUGAGUAAACAUAUGACGGAGAAACAUGUUGCGAUCAUUUUACUUGAGUUCACUACAUUGCUCUUGUUUGAUGUUUAUGUUUACUGUUGUUUAAUGUGAACUCAUAUACUCCACUUGUCAACUAUUAAAAUGUUUUUUUUACAAAUAGUUUUAAUCUCAGAUGCAAGUAAAUUAUUCUCGAUUAUUUUUGUGCCGAAUCAGAAUCUGCCCUCAUUUUUUUUUCUCGCACAUCAUGGUUUCAUCAUAAUAAUACAACACUCGUAUAUGUUGUAAUAUAUCUGAUUUUGAAAAAGUAAGGUUCAGAAAUGGGUGGAAUUUUUUUUCUGAAACGUCACAGCUGAGUCAAACUUAAAAUACAAAAAAAAGGAAACUAUCUUAAAAAAAACAAUGUACUAAAAGACCAAUUUAAAAUCGGUGUCAAAAGUACCGGUACAUUUAAUAAUGGUAUUGAACAUAUGUGCAUCAACUAGUUUAUUCAGUAUUUGUCUAACAGGAUACAUAAACUAAAGGAACACAGAGUAUCCCUUUCAAACAUCUUUGUAUACUGUAUAGGCCAUUGUGAUUAUUCCAAACGUGUGUAUGUAAAUACAAACUCAUCAAUGUACAGUAUAUAGACUCAGUUUUGUAUGAAGAAGAGUUUAAAUAUACAUUUUAUUGAUGUUCUGUUCUUCAAUACAAUUAUCUGUGAUAUCUGCUGCUUUAUCUCUGUGUUGCAUUGAGAAUUUGAGACUUGGCAUCAUAAUAUUGCCAUGUAAAGUGUUCCCAUGGUUGUCACAUUGCAAAUGUGAAUACUGUAUUGUGUAUUUUUAUAGUAUGAUGUGAACCGUGACCCUCUACUGAGUGAAAUAAAGGGAUUUGUGAAACAAG
Molecule: messenger RNA, 2587 nt
Organism: Hippocampus zosterae (dwarf seahorse)
Lineage: Eukaryota; Metazoa; Chordata; Actinopteri; Syngnathiformes; Syngnathidae
Product: voltage-dependent calcium channel gamma-5 subunit
Exons: 7
Coding region: 273-1106 (277 amino acids)
Biological process (GO): neurotransmitter receptor internalization; neurotransmitter receptor transport, postsynaptic endosome to lysosome; regulation of AMPA receptor activity
Cellular component (GO): postsynaptic density membrane; AMPA glutamate receptor complex
Molecular function (GO): voltage-gated calcium channel activity; channel regulator activity
Source: RefSeq, a predicted model, not a curated record